AUGCAGAUGAGAGACAAUUAUGGUGGUAUGAGGAAACUUGAGAAGCAGCUACAAAAGGAGCUUAGUGAAAUUCUGAAUAAGGAGGAAAUGAUGUGGUUUCAGCGAUCGAGAACUAUGUGGUUGGCAGAUGGUGACCGCAAUACAAAAUAUUAUCACAUGAAAACUUUGGCUAGGAGGAGAAAGAACAAAAUAGUGAUGCUCAAAGACGAGGAUGGUACGUGGAUUAGUGAUCAUGAUACCCUAAAAAUGAAUGUUACAAAGUUUUAUAAAAACCUUUUCUUGUGUCCACAAGGUUUGUGUAACUGGAGGCAGUCUCCCAUCAGUUUUCCUAGGAUAUCUCUAGUGGAACUGGAAACACUGAAGGAGGAUAUUAGCGAUAUGGAAGUAAAGACAGCCCUUUUCUCCAUGAAGCAAGCCUUGGAAAGCUCCAGGUCCGGAUGGCUUUCCAGCUGGAUUCUAUCAGAAAGCGUGGAAUAUAGUGGGAAUGGAUUUAAUACAAUUGUCAAGGAUGUGUGGAAGAAUCCUAGUGGCAUGGCUGACUUUAACAAAACUGAUAAUUGUCUCAUCCCGAAAGUGGAUCACCCAACCUCUGUGGCUCAAUUCCGCCCUAUUUACCUUUGUAAUACGAACUACAAGAUUAUUAGUAAGGUGGUUGUAACGAGACUUAAGUUGUUUAUGUCACAACUUGUUUCUCCACUUCAGGUCGGGAUAUUGGAGGAGAUAGAACUUCCUAGGAAUAUCGUGAUUGUCAUUAUGCAUGGUGUGACUAGUGAGGAGACUAAUAUUAAUUGGAAUGGCAAUAAGAACGAGUUUUUCAGACCGCAACGAGGAAUUCGACAGGGUGAUCCAAUUUACCCUUAUCUUUUUGUUCUUUGUAUGGAUAAGCAUUCUCAUUUGAUAGAGCAUGCGAUUCUCGAGAAGAGUCAUCUUAUUCAUAUAUCUAGAUUUAGAGAAACUCAAAGCUUUAGCAAGUAUCUAGGUAUUCCUCUCAAAGGGAAAGCUAAUAGGAAACAGGACUUCCAAUAUGUUGUAGAUCAGGUGGCUAACAAACUAUCAGGUUGGAAAGCUUGCAAUCUCUCGUUUGCUGGUCGAGUGACAUUAGCCAAAAGUGUCAUUGAAGUUAUACCUACUUAUCCUAUGAUGACUAAUCUUAUCCCGAAAGCUUGCAUUCAAGAAAUUCAGAAAAUUCAACGAAGUUUUAUUUGGGGUGACUCAUAUUCGAGCAGGAAAUUUCAUGCGGUGAGUUGGGAUAAUGUUACAAGAGCAAAGUGUGAUGGAGGUCUUGGUUUGAGAAAUCUCAACAUUAUGAAUACCGCUUGUAAAAUGAAACUCGGGUGCAAGAUUUUGAAUGGUGAUGACGACUUGUGGUGUCAAAUUAUGCACAAGAAAUAUAAUGUGGUGCAUAACAGCAGUAGCCUACAAGCCAAGAAUUCUGACUCUUGCUUGUGGAAAGACAUAGCUAGAUCGUCGCUAGGGCUGGCUGAUUUGAGUGUCUGGAGAAUUGGCAAUGGUUUGGACAUCAAUCCGUGGACGCAUAGCUAG
This is a messenger RNA of Vicia villosa (hairy vetch), 1542 nucleotides long. RefSeq lists its product as uncharacterized. Bases 1 to 1542 code for a protein of 513 amino acids. The record is from RefSeq and is a predicted model, not a curated record. NCBI's taxonomy places the organism in Eukaryota, Viridiplantae, Streptophyta, Magnoliopsida, Fabales, Fabaceae. The transcript is spliced from 3 exons.